Messenger RNA from Durusdinium trenchii, 291 nucleotides. The record is from the annotation of a GenBank genome assembly. NCBI's taxonomy places the organism in Eukaryota, Dinophyceae, Suessiales, Symbiodiniaceae.
AUGAGCGUUGGCUCGAGACCCAUCGACUACAGCAAGCCUUUCGAGCUGGGCCGAGCUUGCGGGAUGAAGCAGCUUGGUGUUGGCCCAGGUGUGCCAGGUCAAUUCACCGCCGCCGAGGAUGAGUUCCGGAAGGGAAGUCAGAUGGUUGGGCUGCCAAGUGCCUCGCCGGCGCUGGCGUUGGCCUUUUGGCCGUGGCAGGCGUUCGUGCAUACCUCAGGCCCAAGGGCUACCGUCGCCCCACGUGGCGUGCACUGCCGGAGGGCGAUCUCUUGCAGCAAGGCUUCAAGCUGA